Paramuricea clavata is the source of this 3900-nucleotide messenger RNA. NCBI's taxonomy places the organism in Eukaryota, Metazoa, Cnidaria, Anthozoa, Malacalcyonacea, Plexauridae. The record is from the annotation of a GenBank genome assembly.
AUGGCUGAAAGCGUGUUGCCUCCUCCUACGAAGUUCAAUAUCGAAGCCGCAGAUGCAUACAUAGAAUGGAAAGCUUGGAUAGAGUCUUUUAACAUCUAUGCUGUAGCGGUCGAGCUCGAAAAAAAGUCGGAUGGUGUCCAAACAGCGACAAUGCUGCAUUGCCUAGGGCCGGCGGUGCAAAGAAUAUUUAGAACAUUGCCCGGCAAGAAAGAAAGUUUUAAAGAGGCAGUUGAAGCUCUUGAAGGCUAUUUCGCGCCGAGAAGAAACGUCGUUGCUGAAAGACACAAGUUUCGCAGUCGAAAACAAAAUGCUGAUGAGACAAUCGAUGCGUAUCUAACGUCGUUAAGGGAAUUGGUAAAAACGUGUGAAUUCGGGGCGCUCGAAGACGAAAUGCUAAGGGAUCAAAUCGUAGAAAAAUGCUAUUCAAAACAACUAAGAGAAAGACUCUUAGCUCAGGAAGAACUAGACCUGGCUAAGACCCUCAGAAUAGCAAGAAGUAGCGAAAGCGCCAUAAAAGAAGCACGACUCCUUUCUGGUCAUGAAACAAAAGACAACAUCAUUAACAUUGACCGCCUGAAUAACCCUGACAAGCGAAAUAGGAAUUACAAUAGUGAAAAUUUCAAGUGCUAUAGGUGUGGCGGCGUGGGCCACAAGCCAGCAGAUUGUCGAGCCAUAAGUAUGAAAUGUAAUAACUGUCAAAAGUUAGGACAUUUUGCUCGCGUAUGUCGCUCGAAGGGUGUAUCUCGAAAGCCGUAUGAAUCUCAAAAGACUUCGAGUAAAAAGACGAAAGCGCAUAGAAACGUCCGUGCAAUUCGACGCAAAGAUUCAGAUAGUAAUGAAUCGUGUAUUGAAAGCGAAUCCGAAGACGAACAGAUUCUGUUCAUGGAAGGGCAAGACAGUCCUGUCCAGAUUACAAUCAAUGGUCGCAAGAUAAAGAUGGUCGCCGACACCGGUUGUAGGCAGAACAUUAUUUCUUCCCAGUUGUAUACAGAGCAAUUCAAAGAACACCCACUCAAAAGCACAACCAAACAGUUUGUGGCAUAUGGUCAGAAGGUACCGCUAACCUGCCUUGGUCGAUUUAAAGCCAGUUUGAAAGCGGGUAUGAUGACUAUUCAUAGCUUUGUGUACGUAAUUAAAGGCCAAGCCGAGUCGCUGCUCGGGAGAAAAAGCUGUUUUGACUUGGGAAUAUUCAAACAAGUCAAAUUUGUGAAGCAGACUAACUCUAACUCUAAGAAGAUUAAUGACCCAAGAUUGAACUCAUUAGUUAAUGAAUAUAAUGACUUGUUUCACGGGUUAGGUCAAAUUACAAAUUAUUCGCAUAAAAUUAAAUUAGAUCCAAAUGUUAAACCAGUAAGCCAACGUCUGCGAAGAAUUCCCCUUAGUCAAAUAGAGCAGGUUAAUGAUGAAAUUGAUAAAAUGUUGAAGGAUGACGUCAUUGAAGAGGUACCCGAACCAAGCCCUUGGGUUUCUAAUCUUGUAGUGGUGCCUAAGGCAUCAGGAGGUUUAAGGGUUUGCUGCGACUUUAGAGAGUUAAAUAAAGCCAUUGUAAGGGAACGAUAUGUCCUUCCCAAAGUAGAAGACACUUUGGAUGCCCUAAAUGGCUCAAAAUAUUUUGCAAAAAUUGAUGCAAGAAGCGGAUUUUUCCAAUUAACGCUGUCAGAGGAAUGUAGAUAUUUGACAACGUUUAUAACAAACAAAGGCUGUUUUCGUUUCAAGCGUGUUCCGUUUGGGUUAAGCGAUAUCAGCGAAACCUUCCAAAAAGUCAUGGAAGAAAUUUUGUUCGGCCUAAAAGGGGUAGAAAUCUCGGUAGAUGACGUCAUCGUUCAUGCAGUAACGAUAGAUCAAUUAAUAAGUAGGCUGCACGAGGUAUUUGAAAGGUGUAGGGAACGUAACUUAAAGUUAAACCCUAAAAAGUGCGAGUUUGGGCUUACCAUGCAAAUACCGGUGUUGGGUCAUGUCGUGUCAGCCAAAGGUAUUCAACCAGACCCGAUUAAAACAAAAGCAAUUCAAGAGGCCCCUCCCCCUGCCAACGUUGCAGAAUUGAGAUCAUUUUUAGGCGUUUGUGGGUAUGUAUCGAAGUUUAUACCGAAUUACGCCGAGCUGGUUGAACCCCUUAGGCGGCUGACAAGGCAAGGCACUAACUGGACAUGGGAUAGUGAGCAAGUAGAGUCGUUUGAGGAGUUGAAACGUGCACUUUCUAACGAACCAGUGUUGGCUUGUUUUAAGUUAGAUGGUCCCACUGUUCUUGUGACAGAUGCUAGUCCAGUAGGACUAGGUGGGGUUCUGUUACAGGAGCAAACAACAGGUGAGCUAAAGCCUGUCGCAUAUAUAAGUCGAUCUCUGACACCUACUGAAGCGCGAUAUUCGCAGAUUGAACGCGAGGCACUGGCAUGUGUUUGGGCGGCUGAAAGAUUUCAUAAUUAUGUUUUUGGUACUGAAUUUACGUUGCUCAUUGACAACAAACCAUUAGUCAGUUUGCUUUCUUUAGAUUGUAAAAAGAUGUUGCCCCCACGGAUUCAACGUUUGGCGUGGAGGUUGCAUCAAUAUAAGUAUAAGAUAAAACAUAUUGAAGGUAAAAUGAAUAUUGCCGACUCUUUCUCAAGGUUGCCUUUAAAUGAAUUAGAUGAAACUAGUUCGGGUAACGUUGCGGAGGAGUAUGUUAAAUUUGUGGUUGAAAAUGAUGUGCCUGACAAUUGUGCGUUGUCGUUAUCAGAGGUGAAAGAGGAAACGACAAAAGAUAAAAUUUUGACUAAAAUUAUGAAUUUGGUUCACGUAGGUGCAUGGCCAGCUGAUGCUGAUAUUAAACCUUUCGAAAAGUUUCGGGAAGAGUUUUCGGUUUUCGAAGGUAUUUUAUUGCGCGUAAAUCGUAUUGUCGUUCCAACUUCUCUUAAGAAGCGGAUUUUGAAACUUGCUUAUGAAAGUCAUGUUGGUAUAGUGCGAACUAAGCAGUUGUUAAGGUCAAAAUUUUUUUGGAUAUGUAUGGAUAGGGAUAUCGUAGGUCCGAUAAAUAAUAAGUACUUAGUAACCUAUAUCGACUAUUACUCUUCCUUUCCUGAAGUGGCCAUUACCCGAGACAUAACCUCAAAAAGUAUUGUUAAAAUUUUGAAGAAUAUAUUUGCUAGGCAUGGUUAUCCUGAGGAAAUUGUCUCAGAUAACGGACCACAAUUUAUCAGUCAGGAAUUUAGGCGUUUCUUGAGCUCUAAAGGAAUUAAGCAUGUACGUAGUUCGCCUUAUUUCCCAAGAAGUAACGGGAAAAUCGAACUGUUUCACAGGUAUUUGAAAAAGAAUUUCCAAGCUGUUACUCUUGAGGGUAGAUCCUGGGAGGAGGAGCUCCCUAAAAUUUUGAUGUCGUACAGGAGUAUUCCUCAUCCCAUGACAGGAAAAACUCCGGCAAGUUUGCUUUUUCAUAGGGAGAUACGUACAAAGCUUCCGUCAAUUAAGUUGAAUGUUGAUGUGAGCUCAAGCAAUGUAGAGGGAGAUGCACGAUCGUAUCAAAAGCGAAUGAAGUCUUAUCACGAUCGUAAACAACGUGCAAAAGCGCACUCGUUUGUGGUUGGUGAUAUGGUGUAUCUUGCUAGGAGUAAGUGUGAUAGUAAUAGUAAGCUGAAGUCUAAAUUUGACAAUAUUAAGUAUGUGAUUAUAGACUUUGUAGGAAGAGAUACUUGCAAGGUAGUUAAUACAUUAGACGGGAAAACAUAUAUUAGAAAUGUAAAGUUUCUGACUCGUGCUCCGAUUGCGGAACGGGCAUUAAUAUUCGAUGACAUGUUAGAUAAUAAAGAGGUUAAACCUAAAUCUAACACUGGGGUAGAAACAGAUAAUUCUGAAAAAGAUACUUUAAUAAGAACGAGAUCAGGACGUGUAUCAAAGUCCACAAGAUCUAAGGACUUUGUCUAUUAUUGA